CCGCAGGUGAGCGCCGCGCCUCCGGUAAAUUCGCACACCUCGAGCCAGCACCCGAGUCGGAUCCCGGAGAACCCGAGGCGAGCUCCCCGCGCAGCGUGCGGCGCCCCGAGCCCGGCCGGGCCGGCGAGCACAGCCGCUCACUCCGGGUUUCCCCCGGGUCUUCCACCCCCUCCUCCUCCAGCCGCAGCUCCCGAUCCGGUUGCCCAGAGACCGCGCCGCCGCCGCGCCGAGGGACCAAUGAGAGCCCCGCUGCUGCCGCGGGCGCCCGUGGUGCUGUCGCUGCUGAUCCUGGGCUCAGCCCAUUAUGCUGCUGGAUCGGCCGGCAAUGACACCUACUCUGGAAAAGGGGAACCCUUUUCUGGGGACUACAGUGCUGAUGAAUUUGAAGUCACCUCAAGAAGUGAGGUUUCCCUUGUGAGUGAGGAGCCUUCUGAUAGUGAACUGUCCUCGGGGAGCGACUAUGACUAUGCAGAAGAGUAUGAUAUUGAGAGGCAAAUAUCUGGCUAUAUCAUAGAUGAUUCAGUCAGAGUUGAACAGGUAGUUAAACCCAAGGAAAACAAAACAGAAAGUGAAAAUACUACAGACAAACCCAAAAGAAAGAAAAAAGGACCGAAAAAUAGAAAAAAUCGAAAAAACAAAAAGAAAAAUCCAUGUGAUACAAAAUUUCAAAAUUUCUGCAUUCAUGGAGAAUGCAACUAUAUAGAGAAUCUGAAAACAGUAUCAUGCAAAUGUCAUCAGGAUUACUCUGGUGAACGGUGUGGGGAAAAAUCCAUGAAGACUCACAGCAUGGUUGAUGGUGACUUAUCAAAAAUUACGUUAGCAGUCAUAACUGCCUUUGUCUCAGCUGUGACCUUCGCUGUUGUUGCUGCUGUUAUUAUAAUCCAGCUUCGAAAGCGAUAUUUCAGGGAAUAUGAAGGAGAAGCUGAAGAACAAAAGAAACUUCGACAAGAAAAUGGAAAUGCACACAUCAUAGCAUAAAUGAAGAUGAUAUUACAGGGAUCGGAGUCACGGCCAAGUCACAACCAGGAGUGAUGAGUUGGUUCCUCUUUUCAGUGGAUCAUAAGAAAACAGGACAUUCUUGUUCUAAUGGUUUUAAACUUUCAAUUGUCACUUUUUAUGCAAGUCUUAUAUCUGUAUAUAAAGAUGCAUGGAGAGAAAAAGUAUUUUUUCAGGUUGUAAAUAAUUUAUUUAAUAUUUAAUGGAAGUGUAUUUAUUUUACAGCUCAAUAAACUUUUUUAAUCAAACAGAUUGAGAGUUUGAAUGUUGAGAGUUAGUUUUGAGAUUGUAAGACUGGAGUAUUUUCUCAUAACACUUAGGUGAUUGUUUUAAAAGGAGUUCCUUCCCUUUUUCUUUUUUUUACUGGUUUAUGUUCAUCUUCAAAACGUAUUCCUUUUCUUAGAAAGCAUUCAUCAUGGGAAAAUUAUAAACUUAUUUUCUCCCACUUAGUUCUCCCACAAAUACUAAUGUCUCAAACUGGCUUUCUUAUUUCACGUAGAGUUUAUUCCAAGUCCUGGUAAUUAUAAAAGCCUCUAAAAUGAACAUAUGACACUGCAUAGACACUGAUAAUAUAAAAGAGAGAAAAUCUACUGCUCAUCAUCAUCAUCACCAUAAAUAAGGUGACAUGAAUAGGAUUGAAUAUUACAAAUGUGGCAUUUCAAGAGAACUAGAAAGUACUUAGAUUUGAAACUCUUUCCCUAACAUCAUGGCAUGGAUGUAUAAAGCAUCUAUAACCCACACCACCCUUUCCUCCUCUUGCUACAUUUUCUUACAUCUUUUAAAACAAAUACAUGUGUAUUUGUGGUGGGUAGUCUUUCAAGAACAUUAAUGUUAUGGGAUGACUCACAGUCUGGUUCCUGGCUGCUCAACUAAGUUACCUGCACACAAAACAAUCUUUAAAAUAUGUGGAGAGCAUCUUGGGGAAAUUAACCAAUAAUAAGCAUAAUCCCAGCAAUCAUCACACAGAAUUUCAUGAAUGAAAGCUGCCUUGAACAUCAGUACUUCUUCCAUCUGUCUCUAGCAUACAACUUAUGAAAUUCUUGCCCAUUGAUCAUCUAACCGAUUGCUACCCAGCCUCACCUGCACACUGUCACGUGAGUUUUAAAUGACUACAUGCCCAGGCUCCCCUUUCUGACCUUCGGAUUUAAAGGAAUGGGGUGUGGGAUUUUGUUUUGUUUUUGCUUAAUUCCUUUACCUUUUUCACCAAACCCCUCUCCUCUGACAGCUGUCAGUCUGUUUUCUGUACCUUUAAGUCUGUUUCCACUUUAUGUGUUUGUUUUGUUCAUCAGAUUUCUCAUUUAAGUGAAGUCAAUGUUAUUUGUCUUUCUAUGACUGGCUUAUUUCACUUAGCAUAAUACUCUCCAGGUCCAUCCAUACUGUUGCAAAAAGUCAAAUUUCCUUCUUCGUACAGGCCAAGUUGUAUUCCACUGUGUAAAUGUACCACAGCUUUUUUAUCCACUUAUCUACUGAUGGGCACUUGGGCUGUUUCCAAAUCUUGGGUAUUAUAAGUAAUGCUGCAAUGAACAUAGUGGUGCAUAUAUUCUUUCGAAUCAGUGUUUUGGUUUUCUUCGGUUAUAUUCCCAGAAGUGAAGUUGCUGGGUCAUAAGGCAGUUCCAUUUUUAAUUUUUAAAGGAAACUCCAUACUGUUUUCCACAGUGCUGCACCAAUCUGCACUCCUACCAACAGUGCACAAGUGUUUCCUUUUCUCCAGCACUUGUUUGUUGAUUUAUUGAUGAUAGCCAUUCUGACAAGUGUGAGGUGAUAUCUCAUUGCAGUUUUAGCAUCUUUUCAUAUAUCUAUUGUCCAUCUGUAUGUUUUCUUCAGAGAAAAAUCUAUUCAUUUUUAAAUUGGAUUAUUUGGUUUUCCUUUGGUGUUGUAUAAGUUCUUUAUAAAUUUUUGAUAUUAACCCCUAGAUGUAUGAUGGGUGAAUAUGUUCUCCCAUUCAGUGGGUUGUCUUUUCAUUUUGUUGAUGGUUAUUUUGUUGUGCAACAACUUUUUCAUUUGAUGUAGUCCCAUUUGUUUAUCUUUCCUUGACUGAGGAGACAUAUCAGGAAAAAAAUAUUGCUACAAGAAAUGUCUGAGAUUUUACUACCAAUGUUUUUUUUCUAGGAUUUUUAUGGUUUUGAGUCUUACAUUUAAGUCUUUAAUCCAUUUUAAGUUUGUUAUUGCAUAUGGUGUAAGAAGGUGGCCUAAUUUUAUAUUUUUGCACAUAUCUAUCCAAUUUUCAACACCAUUUAUUGAAUAAACUAUCUUUACCCCAUUGUAUGUUCUUCCUAUUUUGUUAAAUAUUGAUUUACCAUUGAUCUGUAUGUCUUUUUAUGCCAAUGCCAAUACCAUGCUGUUUUGAUUACUAUGGCCUUGGAGUAUAUAGUUUGAUAUCAGGUAGCGUGAUCCCUCCAACUUUGUUCUUUUUCAAGAUUGCUGUCGCUAUGUGAGGUUUUUUGUGGUUCCAUCUGAAUUUUUCAAGUAUUUGUUCUAGUUCUGUGAAAUACAUCAUUGUUAUCUUGAUAGGAAUUGCAUUGAAUCUAUAGAUUGCUUGGGUAGUAUGGACAUUUUAAUGAUGUCCAUUAACAUGAUAUAUGC
Molecule: messenger RNA, 3579 nt
Organism: Myotis daubentonii (Daubenton's bat)
Lineage: Eukaryota; Metazoa; Chordata; Mammalia; Chiroptera; Vespertilionidae
Gene: AREG
Product: amphiregulin
Biological process (GO): positive regulation of cell population proliferation; epidermal growth factor receptor signaling pathway
Molecular function (GO): epidermal growth factor receptor binding; growth factor activity
Source: RefSeq, a predicted model, not a curated record